Acaromyces ingoldii is the source of this 3228-nucleotide messenger RNA. RefSeq lists its product as hypothetical. Gene Ontology annotation, cellular component: cytoplasm. Gene Ontology annotation, biological process: purine nucleobase catabolic process. Gene Ontology annotation, molecular function: allantoinase activity. The coding region runs from base 116 to 3061 and encodes 981 amino acids. The transcript has 5 exons. Lineage: Eukaryota; Fungi; Basidiomycota; Exobasidiomycetes; Exobasidiales; Cryptobasidiaceae. The record is from RefSeq and is a predicted model, not a curated record.
CCUACCGAGGAAGGGGUCAUAUGAGGUUGCUUCGUCACUGAUGCCACAUCAGAGAGCGCCGUCACCCCUAGCACCAACACCAUCGCUUUCGACAUCAUCGUUGGCAUCUAGAAACAUGAGCGAGAAAUUUCUCUUUCUUGGAGAAGAGCGGGGAGAACGACAGCGUUCCUUUCGCAGGCUCGUGGGCCUCGUCGUCGUCGCGCUCAUCGCAUCUUCUUUUCUCUCUUUUGCUCCCAAUCUCACGAUCAAGACGCCGAACGGCGCUUCUGGAACAGCACUGCGCCAAUCGGCUAGGUUCGUAGCAGCGCAGGCCCGCUGCGAUGCCAUCAAGGCCCCUGUCGGCCCGCCAACCGACUUCUCGAAGCGGGCCAAAUCCGAUCGCGCAAUCGAGGACUCGCCUGCCGUGUUGAUCCGGAACGUCAAACUCUGGACUGGCAAGCCGGUGGACGGGGACGAGUUUGGCGAGGUUCUGGAUGGCGUUGACGUCUUUGUUGAAGAAGGUAUCAUCAAGACCAUCGAAAAGACGGGUGCUAAGCAUUUUACCAAUCGCAAAGACAUCAAGCACAUCGAGGGCAAAGGCCGAUGGAUGUCGCCGGGCAUCAUCGAUGUGCAUGUCCACAGUGGAGUCGGGAUUCUUCCAGAUCUGCGAAGCAAUGCAGACACCAAUUCGCACAAAAGUCCCACGACGCCCGCACUCCGUUCCAUUGAUGCACUGUCGGCCCAAGAUUGGUCCUUUACUUCCAUCGCAUCAGGCGGAGUCACGACAGGCCUCGCCCUUCCUGGAAGCGCCAACAACGUGGGUGGACAAGCUUUUCCGAUCAAGUUCGGACGCCUUGGCCAAAACGCUGCUCGAUCCGGCGCAUGGUCUCGGGUUGUUGAUCCACCAACGUCGCUAACGCUUCCCGGAGAAGCGCUGUUUGAAGACGGAAGGAACGGCCUCUAUUCGCCCGAGACGGGCAUGCAGAGAGAAGAUCUCUCAAGCAGCUGGCGUCACAUGAAGAUGGCUUGCGGCGAGAACCCGAGGCGGGUCUACAAACAGACUCGCAUGGACGAAGCUCUGGCAUGGCGCCAGCUUUUCGAAAAGGCUCGUUCACUCAAGCAGAAACAGGAUGAUUUCUGCGCCGGCCUCGGACGAGUGAGGAGCGAGGCAGAAGCAGAAUUCCCUGACGAACUUGAACUCGAGGCCGUGGUCGCCCUACUUCGCGGCAAGGUCAAGCUCAACACGCACUGUUACACCGUUGCCGAUCUAACGUCAUUUGUGGCACAUACCAACGAGUUCCGCUUUCACCUCACGGCCUUUCACCAUGCUCACGAGACGUACCUCGUACCUGAUCUCCUCAAGAAGGCAUACGGAGGUCCACCUGCAAUCGCCCUGUUCAGUUUGAACGCAGACUACAAGAUGGAAUCUUACUUCGGCUCUCCAUUCGCGCCCGCUAUCCUAGCUCAAGAGAACUUCACAGUGAACAUCAAGAGUGACCAUCCCGUGACCGAUUCGAGGAGGGUUCUUGCCCAGGCAGCGCAGGCUCACCACUUCGGCCUGUCGGCGGGAAAAGCGCUCCGUGCGGUAACAUCCAACGCGGCCAUCACACUCGGGCUCGACCAUCGCAUCGGGCAGGCCAAAGAAGGCUUCGAUGCCGAUCUCGUCCUUUGGGACAAGCAUCCGCUUGCCCUGGGUGCCUCACCCGUGGAGGUUCUCAUCGACGGUGUUGUCCAAAAGAGAAAGAUCGGCCACGACACGCUGUCGGGCUCUAGCUUUGAGGCAAAAACGCCAAAACAGGCCAACUUCACAGAAGAGAUCAAGCGCGUCUCGGUGUCACGUCCAGAAAUCAUCGCUUGGGAAGAGCCGGCUUUUCCUGUCGCAAAGACGAAGGUCGCAAGCGUUGCAUUCAGCAAUGUCAGUCAGGUGUAUUCGCUCGACGGAGAGAAAGGCGCACGAAAGGUGACUGCGCAAAGCGGAAACGAUGCGGCCCCGCUCUCCGUCCUUAUCGAGGAAGGACAGGUCGUCUGCGUAGCGCACGAUUCAUCUCUCUGUCCUAGUACUGGGUCGGCGAAUCGGGCGAUCAACCUCAAUGGAGGCACACUUAUCCCCGGCGCUGUUGCCUUCGGGUCUCCUUUGGGCCUUGCCGACAUCAUGCCAGAACCUUCGGCGGGUGAUGGCUACUCUUCUGGCAAAUUCGACGACAGCACUUUCAUUCCUCGAGCCGUCGAUGGGCUCCGCUUCGGAGGUAACGACCUUCGACGCGCCCAUGCAAGUGGCGUGAGGACGGUUGUCUCGCACCCGCUCAGCGACGGAACAGGUCCCCUCCAAGGUGUUGCUGUGCAUUUCGACGCUGGCGCGACCAGUCUUUUCGACAAAGGUUCUCUUCGGAAAUCGGAGGUGGCUCUUUACAUCACGAUUGACCACUGGCAGGCAAGCGAUGAGAAGGCCUUGACGGUCUCGCAACAAAUCACAGCACUUCGACGGUCUCUUCUCAACCCGAAGAAGGACGCUACCUCCGACGAGUGGGCUCGAGUGUCCAACGGAACUUUACCACUCAUCGUCGAGGUUGCCAAAGCCGAGGUCAUCGACCAGCUCAUUCACACCAAGAUUCAACAUGACAAGAAAUUCGGUAAAAAGCUCAGGCUCGUCCUUUCGUCCGCGGAGGAAGCCUCCUACGGCAAGAUUCCAGAGAGGCUCGCGGAGCACAACAUUGCUGUGCUGACGAGCCCUUUCUCUUGGCCGAGAAUUUUUGAUGCCAAGAGGGGCGUCGUCAUUGAUGGUCACUACGCCGCGUCUAAAGAGUCGUCGUUGCUCAAAAAGCUCAAAGAGGCCGGUGUCAGGGUUGGGAUGAGCCUAGAAGAAAGUUGGCAGGCCAUGACACUGCUUUGGGAUACGGUCCAGGCGGGCGAACAGGCGGGGCUGAGCCGGCAAGAGUCCCUCGCGUUGAUGUCUUCUGAUAUCCUGGACAUCCUCGAUCUCGACUCCAAACAAGAGAUGGUAGCGUAUGAUGGCGAUCCCUUUCAAUACGGCGCAAGGGUGGUCGCAAUUUCCACGCCCACCGGCGUCGACCUCAUGGACUGAACGCACAAGAUUUUGACCCUCUGUGCUUGCAGAAUUGAUAUCAAUACUAUGGACCUUUUCCUCUCUUCCCUGUACUCGGCGACUAUGACGCGAGAAGAAGGGAAACGAUCUCUCCGCCGAAAGGUAGGCGGCUUACACUUCUUCACUGUCAUUUGUAGAAGACGUCG